GCCGCGGCAUUCUGACGGGUGCCAUGGAGGGUCGUGGCAUCGAGAACCCGGUGUUUGACCCGCCCACCCCCGACGCCGGCAGCCAGCGCCAGGCGAGCUCCCCCAAGGUAGAUGGCGGCAUCCCCGCGCAGUCUGGGGAGGGGCUCUGCGGUUGGGGCUGCUUUACCCCUAGGGCUCUGCAGGUCUGCAACAGCCCUGAGGGCUUCCUGGCGAUGUACAGCCUGCUGGCCAUCCUCCAAGGUAUGGUGGUAAAUGGCCUGAUCAACAUUAGUAUUUCAACAAUUGAGAAGCGUUACGAGUUGAACAGUUCACUCACUGGCUUAAUCUCUGCAAGCUAUGAUAUUUCUUUUUGUAUAUUGGCACUGUUUAUAUCUUUCUUUGGAGAAAGAGGGCACAAACCACGAUGGCUUGCUUUCUCAGCAUUUAUGCUAGGACUGGGCUCACUUAUAUUUUCCUUACCACACUUCAGUAGUGGAAAAUACCACUUUGGAACUAAACUUGAAGACACAUGUCAAAUUCCAGGAACAAGGUCUGCUAACUUCACUUGCAGUGCCAGCGCAAUGUCUUCACUUUCCAACUAUCUGUAUGUUUUUAUCCUGGGACAGCUGAUGCUGGGAGUUGGAGGAACACCACUGUAUACUUUGGGGACAGCUUUUAUUGAUGAUAGUGUCGCAAAACACAAAUCUUCCCUUUAUAUAGGAAUUGGUUAUGCCAUGUCACUGCUGGGUCCUGCUGUUGGCUACAUCUUAGGAGGACAGCUACUUAAUAUUUAUAUUGAUAUCGAGAUCCCAGAAAGUACAAAGAUGGAUCCAGAUGACCCACGUUGGCUUGGAGCUUGGUGGAUAGGAUUUCUUGUGUGCUUUGUCGCAGUUUGGCCUCUUAUAAUACCUUUUUCAUGCUUUCCAAAAUACCUACCAGGAACAGCAAAAAUACAGUCUGAAAAGAUCUCUGAAACACAUGAUGAUGGAAGUGAGCUGCUUGUUGAGACCCAGGAUAUUGGAAAAAGCUUUAAAGACUUUCCCGUGGCUCUCCUGAUACUGGUGAAGAAUCCGGUGCUUAUGAGUCUAAUAGUAGCCAGUACUUCAGAAGCUUUAGUUGCCACAGGCUUUGCCACAUUUCUACCAAAGUUGAUAGAAAACCAGUUUGGGAAAACAUCAAGCUUUUCAGCAACCCUUGCAGGGCUUGUAUUAAUUCCAGCAGCAGCACUAGGCCAAGUCGUAAGUGGCAUCUUGGUUUCGAAGUGCAAAAUGGAUUGCAAAAGCAUAAUCAAGUUCAUGAUAGGCACUUGUUCAGUGGCCCUACUAUUAAACACAGUGUUUUUAUUUGCUAAAUGUGGGAAUGAACCUUUCGCAGGUGUCUCUGAAACAUAUAAUGGAACAGGCAUGCUACAUAACUUAACAGCACCAUGCAAUGCUAACUGUGGAUGUUCACGGUCUAUGUACUACCCAGUUUGUGGCAGAGAUGAAGUACAGUACUUCUCUCCUUGUUUCGCAGGAUGUGCAUCACUUGUUAUUAACAAGACGGAAAAGAUGUACCACAACUGUUCCUGUAUUGGGAAACCAGAAAGACAAGCUGGUUUAGAAGACCUCUUCUGUGAAGCUGUCUCUGGGAAAUGUCCAACACAAUGCAAACUUUUACCUUUAUUCCUGACCUUCUUCUUUUUUGCUGUUGUUUUUACAUUUAUGGCUGUUACUCCAACAACUGUAGCCAUUCUCAGGUGUGUGCCAGAUAAACAGCGCUCAUUCGCUCUUGGAGUGCAGUUAGUGUUUGUACGACUACUGGGUACUAUUCCUGGACCAAUUUUGUUUGGUGUCGCUAUAGACAACAGUUGUACUCUGUGGGAUAUUAAUGACUGUAACACUAAAGGAGCCUGUUGGGUUUAUGACAAUGAAAGAAUGGCUUAUCUGCUGAUGGGCAUAAGUGCUUUUUGCAAAAUCAUCACAAUCAUCUUCACAGUCAUGGCAGUACGUUUGUAUAAGCCUCCCACAGCCAGUGCAGUCCUCUCAUGAAAGGAUUCAGAAAUGGUAUCGGCCGUACACACAUAA
This is a messenger RNA of Pezoporus flaviventris, 2045 nucleotides long. RefSeq names its product solute carrier organic anion transporter family member 4C1 (gene SLCO4C1). The record is from RefSeq and is a predicted model, not a curated record. The transcript has 13 exons. Gene Ontology annotation, cellular component: membrane. Gene Ontology annotation, biological process: transmembrane transport; sodium-independent organic anion transport. Lineage: Eukaryota; Metazoa; Chordata; Aves; Psittaciformes; Psittacidae. Gene Ontology annotation, molecular function: protein binding.